Molecule: messenger RNA, 1317 nt
Organism: Olea europaea var. sylvestris
Lineage: Eukaryota; Viridiplantae; Streptophyta; Magnoliopsida; Lamiales; Oleaceae
Product: probable prolyl 4-hydroxylase 3
Exons: 8
Coding region: 144-1019 (291 amino acids)
Biological process (GO): peptidyl-proline hydroxylation to 4-hydroxy-L-proline
Cellular component (GO): endoplasmic reticulum
Molecular function (GO): procollagen-proline 4-dioxygenase activity; iron ion binding; L-ascorbic acid binding
Source: RefSeq, a predicted model, not a curated record
GUUCAUCACCCCCUUAGUCCAGCAAUUCAACAAAUCUUUACAAGAUUCCUUCUUCAAAUCAAUUCCCAAAAUUAUAUUGAAUUAUUUGAUUUGAAUUUUCGAUUUUUUGCUAGGGUUUUUGUUUUGGUUUUUCUUUAGUAAAAAUGGCGAAGGGGAGGGGAAUCCGGCAUCAAGGGAAGAGAUCCUCUACGGUGGCGUUGGUGCUAUCAAUGCUGUUAAUGUUGACGAUAGUGCUAUUAAUGCUUCUGGCUUUAGGGAUCUUUUCUCUCCCCAUCGGCUCCGACGAAGAUUCGUCCAUCGGCGAUCGCAUCAAACUGAAGCGCUUGAACUUGGACAUAAGUGCUGAAGGGGAGGGAUUGGGAAAAAGGGGCGAGCAGUGGACGGAGAUUUUAUCGUGGGAGCCCAGGGCUUUUGUCUACCACAAUUUCUUGUCCAAAGAAGAAUGUGAGUAUUUGAUUAAUCAUGCCAAGCCUCACAUGGAAAAGUCAACCGUUGUAGAUAGCAAAACUGGGAAGAGUAAGGAUAGCAGGGUUCGCACAAGUUCUGGAAUGUUUUUGAGGAGGGGACGAGAUAAAGUGAUCAGAGCUAUUGAAAAAAGAAUAGCAGACUAUACGUUUAUUCCUGUAGAGCAUGGAGAGGGUCUGCAAGUUCUGCACUAUGAAGAAGGGCAAAAAUACGAACCUCAUUUUGAUUACUUUCUUGAUGAAUUCAACACUAAAAAUGGGGGCCAACGCAUAGCUACGGUUCUAAUGUAUUUGUCAGAUGUUGAAGAAGGGGGUGAGACAGUUUUUCCUGCUGCGAAGGGAAAUUUUAGCUCGGUGCCAGGGUGGAAUGAAAUGUCGGAAUGUGCUAAAAGAGGUCUUUCAGUUAAACCAAAAAUGGGUGAUGCGUUGCUUUUCUGGAGCAUGAGACCUGAUGCCUCUUUAGAUCCAUCAAGCUUGCAUGGAGGUUGCCCAGUUAUCAAAGGGAAUAAGUGGUCAUCCACCAAGUGGAUACAUGUUGGCGAAUACAAGAUCUAGCAAAUUUGUAAGGUUUCUAAUAUAUGGACGGUGCUUUCUCAAACAAUACUGAUCCUACAGCUGAUGCUUCUUAAAUUUUGACAGGCUUUUGUAUCUUUCUACUAUAGUACUAAGGUAGGAAAUAUUGCCUCUUACCUGAAGAAAUAAGAGGGUUACAUUAUCAAGAAUAUUAUAUUAUGAGAGAAAAAGUGAAUGAGUUUUCAGCUAAAGAAAGAUGUCCUGUGUACUUCGUACUUCUACCUUGUCUCUGUAUAUUGUUGUGUUCUAAAUGUUGGAAAUUUACUGACAAAUUCAAUUA